This is a messenger RNA of Cuscuta campestris, 657 nucleotides long. NCBI's taxonomy places the organism in Eukaryota, Viridiplantae, Streptophyta, Magnoliopsida, Solanales, Convolvulaceae. The record is from the annotation of a GenBank genome assembly.
UAGUGUAAUUAAUUAAACCUUCGAUUAAUUCACUUAUCAUUUUCUUCUUGAAAAAAUCACAAAAAAACAAAAUAUGGCAACAACCCUAGGUAGAGUGGUCAAAUAUAUUUCCCUAUACAAACCCGACCCCACACACGGCUGUCUCGCCGUCACAACCACCGCCGCCUCCGGUUCCCCGGAAAGCCUUAGUUUCCGGCCGGUAUACUUCAACCCCCAGCACGAACUGCGCUCCCCGGAGAGCGCUUCCGCUUUUUUCUCCGGCGUCGUCGCCGGAUUCUUCGGGUGGGACCCAGAACGCGCCGCUAGGAUAAGUACCGACGUGGCCAUGCACGCUUUCGAAACUGUUGCGAGCGGGCGGUGGACUUACGGGCUGCACAUUAGCGUCGAAAUCGAGACUCUCGGCGGAGCGCUUGGGGAAGAGUUGCCGCCGGAGAGCGGUGUCGUCGAGGAAGAGGAGCUUCCGAGGAAAGAGCCCGGCGGCGGCGGCGGCUGCGGUGACGCUGCGUGCGCCUUCUGUUGGGAUGAAUUAUAUGGCGUCGCCGUUGGUGUUUGAUUGUCCGCGGCGGCGGACGGGACAAGAACUACUGCAUGCAUUUCUUAAUUCAUUAUUAGUAUUCGCGGCGGCGGAAACAUAACUAAUUAACCUUCAUUUUUUUG